Molecule: messenger RNA, 815 nt
Organism: Catharus ustulatus (Swainson's thrush)
Lineage: Eukaryota; Metazoa; Chordata; Aves; Passeriformes; Turdidae
Product: serine/threonine-protein kinase pak-1-like
Exons: 7
Coding region: 123-815 (230 amino acids)
Biological process (GO): protein phosphorylation; regulation of axonogenesis; regulation of MAPK cascade
Cellular component (GO): cytoplasm
Molecular function (GO): protein serine/threonine kinase activity; ATP binding
Source: RefSeq, a predicted model, not a curated record
UCGCAUGUCUGAAGGAGAGAUUGCAGCUGUCAGUCGGGAGUGCCUACAAGGACUGGAUUUUCUUCACUUCAACCAUGUGAUCCAUCAAAAUGUGAAGAGCACCAACAUCCUUCUCAGAACUGAUGGCUCUGUCAAGCUGGCUGAUUUUGUCCUCUUUGCUCAGCUCCCCUGAGCAGAGUAGACGGAGCUCAGUGGCCAGCACUUCUGAGUGGAUGGCACCUGAAGUCAGGGCAGGGCAACCAUAUGGCCCCAAAGUGGACAUAUGGUCUUUUGGAAUCGUGGGCAUCGAAAUGGUGGAACGAGAAGUUCCUCGCAAGACCCAAACUCCUGUCUGGGCUCAACACCUGACAGCCAAAGGACAGACCCCACAGCUGCAGCAGCCCAAGCUCUACUCGCCUUUGCUGCGGGAGUUCCUGAGCUGCUGCCUGCAGACAGACGAGGCGCAGCGCUGGUCUGCCAAGCAGCUCCUGCAGAGCUUGGCUGGAAGUUAUUCCCUCAUCAUUCCUUCAUCAGGAGGAGUGCAAGCACAGUUUACUUUCACCUACAGAGGAAUCCAGUAUAGCCCCAGGGCUGGAACGAAAGCGCAGCAGCCUCUGAGCCUCCUCCCGGCACUGGCCCAUAACAAUGCUGAUGACAUCAUGGACCAGGGGUGCCGUGUGCUCCUCGAGGAGAGGCUGCAACACCUCAACCAGAAUCUCAGCAUUUGGCCCGUAGAUGCAAAGGCCAUGCAAGAUGCUGCUCUCUAUGGCAUCCACAACCCACCACCAGCCCCGAAUACAGCCCAGGCAAAACUGGUGGUGACAGGGGUAGAGUAG